ACCUUCAGCUUGGUCCUGUGUUCGGAGGUGUUGGGCAGCUGUGGAGGAGGCUCUGCUGGUUAUUUACUUUGCCGAGACGAAUCUCCACAGAUAAGAUCUUGUCUUGGUGGCACCGAGUCCUAAAGUGAAAUCAGGCUCCUCCUCAUCGACGUCUGAUUUACAGGAUGAAGCUGGCAGAACAUCAUGAUAUUUCAGGAGCUUGUUGGCCGAUUGGUCUGAGGAUCCGGCAUUUCCAUAAACAGGAGCUCCAUAUCCAUAUCUGAACCCUCAUAUAUAUACACCCCAGUGUGAUUUCCUCCCAGUGCCAGUGGCUACUGCUGCUCUCCUCCUCGUCUUUCCGUCUCGUCGUAGGUCGUGAAGAAAAAAAACCGCCAACAUGUCUGAACAUAAAAAGAUGACUUCCAGCCGCAAGCAUCACCUAAAGAGUGUGAUGCUGCAGAUCGCGGCGGGCUGGAUCGCACAGGAGGAAAAAGACCUCGUAGCUGCCAAGAAGGCCUACAUGGAUGAGAACUGUCCCAAACCCACCACGACUGGAGACCACGACGCCCUCGUUGACGUCUGCAGAAAGCUCGGCGCCAAAAUCGACAAAGUGGAUGAAGAGAGGUACGACAUGGAGGUCAAAGUGGGCAAAGCUAAGAAAGAGAUUGAAGAGCUGAAGAUCAAAGUGGUCGACUUGGCUGGAGUGAAGAAACCCGCUCUGAAGAAGGUACGCAUGACCGCCGACGCCAUGCUGAAAGCUCUGCUGGGCUCCAAACAUACAGUCAACAUGGACCUGAGGUCCAACCUGAAGCAGGUGAAGAAGGAGGCAAAGGAGGAGCCUGCAGAGGCGGUCGGCGACUGGCGUAAGAACAUUGAGGAGAAGGCCGACAGGAAGAAGAUGUUUGAGACUUCCUAAAGAAUUAAACUCUGCUCCUGUAGUUGCUUUGGGCUGUUUGCACUUUUUAUGGAAAUUUUCAUUGAAUUGAAAUUUUGUUUCAUUAAAUCUGUAAGUUUCAGCUUGGUCUGUUAUUUUACGUCUGCAUAGCUAAAAAGUUGUUUAGAUGUAGUUUUCGAACCUCAGCAGAAGCGUUUCAUUCAGACCUUUAUUCUGUCGUGUGACUUCCUGUUUCACUUUUGACAACUUCCUGCUCUUAGUGUUUUUGUAAUAAAUGUGUUUUUGUUUCCUA
Thunnus maccoyii (southern bluefin tuna) is the source of this 1166-nucleotide messenger RNA. RefSeq names its product troponin I, fast skeletal muscle-like. Gene Ontology annotation, cellular component: troponin complex. The coding region runs from base 377 to 895 and encodes 172 amino acids. Gene Ontology annotation, biological process: muscle contraction. Lineage: Eukaryota; Metazoa; Chordata; Actinopteri; Scombriformes; Scombridae. The record is from RefSeq and is a predicted model, not a curated record. The transcript is spliced from 8 exons.